Molecule: messenger RNA, 1077 nt
Organism: Adineta ricciae
Lineage: Eukaryota; Metazoa; Rotifera; Eurotatoria; Adinetida; Adinetidae
Source: the annotation of a GenBank genome assembly
AUGAACAUAGGAGGAAAUUUAUAUUGUUCUUAUUCAAACAUGGAAAAUGACAAGCAAAUAACGGCGGAUCCCGAUGCAGAGAAUAAAAUACUUCUUGAACCCUAUGAAUACAUUCGUACCAUCCCCGGCAAACAAAUUCGACCGAAACUAAUCCAAGCUUUUAAUCUCUGGUUACACAUACCUGAUGAAAAGCUCACUGUCAUCGAAGAUCUUGUUGAGAUGCUUCACAAUGCAUCGUUGCUCAUCGACGAUAUUCAAGACAAUUCCAAACUACGUAGAGGCGUACCUGUUGCUCAUAACAUCUAUGGAAUUCCGUUGACAAUUAACGCUGCAAAUUACAUAUAUUUCCUCGCUAUGCAGAAAGCUCUUGCAUUGGAACAUGCUGAUGUGACACAAAUAUUUGUCGACCAAAUGUUAGAGUUGCACCAUGGACAAGGUAUGGAAAUCUGGUGGCGUGACAACUUUGUUUCGCCAUCCGAAGGGGAAUAUCGUCAAAUGGUUAUCAGGAAAUGCGGUGGAUUGUUCAAUCUGGGUGUUCGUCUCAUGCAAUUAUUUGCACCAACGGAAAUACGCAGUGCUUACAAUUUCAAUAAACUAUGUGAACUACUGUCAUUGCUAUUUCAAAUACGUGAUGAUUAUUGCAAUUUAAUAUCAAAAGAAUAUACAAAUAAUAAAUCGUAUUGUGAAGAUUUAACCGAAGGCAAGUUCUCAUUUCCAAUCUUACAUGCGGUUAACACACGUGAAACCGAUACGCGCAUUAUUCACAUUCUCAAGCAACGUACACAAGACAUUGAAUUGAAACGUUACUGUGUAAGACUGUUACAUGAAUUUGGUUCGUUGGAAUAUACGCGUCAAGUGUGUGAUGAUUUGGCUAAACAAAUCUAUGAUGAAAUUGAUGUCUUAGGUGGAAAUACCUAUUUAGAAAGUAUCAUUCAAGGUUUAAUGGAAAUCUUUCGUCGUGAUAAUGAGGAAAAUGGCAAAGAUCUUAAUCAGCAUGAGCGUGUCGUAUUCGAUCACAGUAUUAAAAUGGAAAAACUUCGGAAUCAUAACAAAACGAAUGGACAACAGCAUACUUAA